CAUCAGUCCAGGGUGACUCUGCUUCAGCAGGUAGCCAUUAAAGUCAUGAGUCCUACACUGAAUACAAGAAUCCAUGUAUUGGUGCUUCUACUGCUGGGAGGGAUCUGUGUUAGUAGUGAAGACCCCUGGUGCUAUGACAAACCAAGUUGUGGCCCAAAGAUGUGGUCAUACCUCGGCAACUGCAGUGGUGAGAAGCAGUCUCCCAUCAAUAUUGUAACCAAGAAAACCAUAUCUGAUGACUGCCUGGGUCCUAUUAAUUUUGUUGGUUAUGAAGACCGCAAGAGGCCACAGCUCCUUAAGAACACAGGGCAUUACCCUGAAGUAGAAAUGAAGAAAGGAGCUACCAUCUCUGGUCCAGGCCUUCCAGCAACAUACUCCUUGAAGUCCUUCCACCUUCACUGGGGUACCUACAAUCUUAGAGGCUCGGAGCAUGCAAUUGAUGGACUGCACCAAGCCAUGGAGCUCCACAUAGUUCAUACAAAAAACAACUUGACUAUGGAAGAAGCAAGAGAGGACCCAGAAGGAAUUGCUGUCUUGGCAUUCUUCAUAAAGAAAUCCAAUGAGACUCCCAUCAUCAACGCUUGGAAAACUCUAGCCGACCUCAUGAAAGCAAUCCCAGAGAAAGGGGACUCUCUGAAACUGGAUGGAGAAUUCUCUCUGGGGGGAUUAUUGAGUAUGUCAGAUCUAAGCUCCUAUUACCGCUACUAUGGCUCUCUCACUACUCCUAACUGCAAUGAGGCUGUGAUUUGGACUGUCUACUCUGAGCCAAUUGAGGUGUCUCCCCAAACGCUGAAGAAAUUCACAAAUUCACUUUAUUUCUCCAACAUAAAAGAAGGCAGGCUGAUGCAGAAGAAUUAUCGUCCUUUGCAGCCAUUGAACAACCGAAGAGUCCAGCAUUUCAAGGAAAAGAAAUAUGUACACCAUUAUCCAGAACACUGCUCUGCCCCAAAGAAGUUUUGAACCAACAGGGGUAUGUGUAUGUGUGGGUGAGGGCACACAUGUCCACGGUGGUAUGGCAACUGAUUCCUUCCUGCUGCUUGGAUUACCCAAGGAAAUAUUGAGUUGCCUCCUUCCCAAUUCAAUUUCAAUCAUGUCAAUCUAUGCUUUUCAUGGGGGGCUCUCUCAGACUCAUGGAAGAAAGACAUUUCGUCAGCAUGGAGUAAAACAACACUAAUAACACAUAAACACAGUUUUCCCCUUUAAUUUAACAUUUGUUCUGCCUUUACAUUUGGUAUCUAUAAACUCUCUGGAUUUUAUUCAAAAAGUAAGUGUAUUGAAUUGCUUUAAAGAAAUUAAAUGCAGAAGAUUUUGUGAAGCUGGUCAUGGAUUAGUCCUCUGUUGCACCUCUCACCAACAAGGGAAUAGUUCCAUACCUUCCAACAUUUCACACAUGAAAACUGAGACACAUAAGACCAAAUAACAUCAAAGUGGUGUUCAUGUGGCAAAAGAUAUUAAUG
This is a messenger RNA of Sceloporus undulatus (fence lizard), 1457 nucleotides long. Its product is annotated as carbonic anhydrase 4-like. Gene Ontology annotation, cellular component: plasma membrane. The coding region runs from base 46 to 960 and encodes 304 amino acids. Gene Ontology annotation, molecular function: carbonate dehydratase activity; zinc ion binding. The transcript has 9 exons. Lineage: Eukaryota; Metazoa; Chordata; Lepidosauria; Squamata; Phrynosomatidae. The record is from RefSeq and is a predicted model, not a curated record.